Messenger RNA from Entelurus aequoreus (snake pipefish), 3740 nucleotides. RefSeq names its product sodium- and chloride-dependent GABA transporter 2-like. Gene Ontology annotation, cellular component: membrane. The record is from RefSeq and is a predicted model, not a curated record. Lineage: Eukaryota; Metazoa; Chordata; Actinopteri; Syngnathiformes; Syngnathidae. The transcript has 14 exons. Bases 65 to 1900 code for a protein of 611 amino acids. Gene Ontology annotation, biological process: sodium ion transmembrane transport.
UUCAGACACGGAGGGGAGUCGCAAAACUCUCAUUUACACGUGGAAGUGGAAGGGGAAAAAAGUCAUGGCGGCAAAGCGCGGCGUGGCUCCGGCGUCCGACGGAGGACAGACGAAGUCCAGGCAGCAAGACGAACGAGGCUACUGGAGCACCAAAACCGAGUUUAUCCUCACUGUGAUGGGUGCCAUCAUCGGACCUGGCAACGUGUGGAGGUUCCCUUACCUGUGCUACAGAAACGGCGGAGGUGUGUUCUUCAUCCCGUACGUUUUGUUCAUGGUCACCUGCGGGAUUCCACUGUUUUUCCUGGAGACCGCGUUAGGACAGUACACCAAUCAGGGUGGGAUUACAUGCUGGAGGAAGAUCUGUCCACUUUUUGAAGGCAUGGGCUAUGCAAGUCACCUCAUCAUUGCAUUCGGCGCCACUUCCUACAUUGUUAUCAUUGCCUGGGCAUUCUUUUACCUCUUCUCCUCCUUCGGUGCCGACUUGCCUUGGGCCACAUGUGGACACGAGUGGAACACAGAGUCAUGCCUGGAUGUCAGCCUUGUGAAUCAGAGCCUCAGAGUGACACACAGACACAACAGCACUCUGCCGGUUGUAGAGUUCUGGCAGCGGAGAGUGCUGAAAAUCUCCGGUGGUAUCGAGGAGGUGGGCAGCCUGAGGUGGGAACUGGCCCUGUGCCUCAUCCUGGCCUGGAUCAUCUGCUACUUCUGCGUUUGGAAGGGAAUCAAGUCCACAGGGAAGGCGGCAUACUUCACAGCAACUUUCCCGUACGCCAUGCUGCUGAUAUUGCUCAUACGUGGAGUCACCCUGCCAGGGGCAAUGAACGGGAUUAUUUAUUACCUCUACCCUGACAUCUCCCGUCUAUCAGAUCCACAGGUGUGGCUGGACGCCGGCACUCAAAUCUUCUUCUCUUACGCCAUUGGCCUCGGCUUCCUGACCUCGCUUGGCAGUUACAAUACUUACAAUAACAACUGCUACAAAGAUUGUUUCUACUUGUGUUUGCUGAACAGCGCCACCAGCAUUGUGGCAGGCUUUGCCAUUUUCUCCGUCUUGGGAUUCAUGACCUACGAACAAGGGGUCGAUAUUUCUGAAGUGGCGGAAUCAGGACCAGGUUUGGCGUUCAUCGUGUACCCUCGGGCUCUGGCCAUGAUGCCCAUGCCGCAGAUGUGGGCCGUGUGUUUCUUCCUCAUGAUCAUUCUACUUGGCUUGGACAGUCAGUUUGUUGGUCUGGAGUGUCUGAUGACGUCGCUGGUUGAUCUUUUCCCAUCCUAUCUACGUCAAGGAUACAGACGUGAGCUGGUCCUACUUGCCAUUUGUGUUGUCUGCUGCUUGCUGGGAUUUGCCAUGGUGACUGAGGGGGGGAUGUACCUCCUACAGCUGGUGGAUUUCCAUGUGUGUAGCGGCACCACCCUGCUCCUCCUCUCCAUAUGCCAGUCCGUCAGCAUUGCCUGGGUCUACGGUGCCGAGCGUUUCUAUGGCAACAUCACAGAUAUGAUUGGUUACCGUCCCUUACCGCUGAUGAAGCUCUGCUGGUGCUACUUCACUCCUUGCUUGUGUUUUGGCACGUUCCUCUUCUCCAUCAUCAGAUACUCGCCCUUGAAGUUCAGCAAUACUUAUGUUUAUCCACUGUGGGCCAACAUCCUGGGCUGGUUCCUUGCCACAGUCUCCCUCUCCCUCAUCCCUCUCUUCGUGGUGUGCAAACUAGUGUACGGAGAAGGCACCCUCCAACAGCGAUUCCUGUUGCUCUGCCUUCCUGAAGACGACUUUCCCCUGGAUAACAAGAGUCUCCCUUCUCUUGGAGUUGAUGCCAUCACUCAUCACAGCGAGUUCAAACCUUUAUCCGCUGCAGACCAGGUCCCCAGUUGUCCAGAGUACAACAAAAAGCAAAUGCUUGACAUGUAAAGGGUACAGUGACGAAUACGUCAAUGCGAGCCUAAUGUGAGAUAAGAAGAGUGCACACCUUCUGUUUGAGUAUUGGGGAUUCAUUGGCAGCCAGGAUGAGUCGGAAAUGUGUCAAAAGGCGUAAAUGAGAGCAGAAAAGGUGUGGAUUGCGCGUUAUCAGAUCUCGUCUUUGACAACACACACCCACACAAAAAACAACAACACAACGUUUGGUGGCAUGUUGAACACAGUCAUGACUUGAAUCUGUGUCGGAACGUGUGCAAUACAAGUGCUGAGUACUUAGGUAUAUUGGCGUGAGAUAGGUUGAUUGGCAACACUAAAUUGGCCCUAGUGUGUGAAUGUGAGUGUGAAUGUUGUCUGUCUAUCUUUGUUGGCCCUGCGAUGAGGUGGCGACUUGUCCAGGGUGUACCCCGCCUUCCGCCCGAAUGCAGCUGAGAUAGGCUCCAGCACCCCCCUGCCACCCCGAAAGGGACAAGCAGUAGAAAAUGGAUGGAUGGAUGGAUGGUAGGGAAACCCCAGUAAAAAGGUUGAUACCCGCAGGAAUGGGGUGGAAUAUAUACAAACAAAAAACAUUGUAUAUGAUUUAGGGCUGCAACUAACGAUUAAUUUGAUAAUCGAUUAAUCUGUCAAUUAUUACUUUGAUUAAUCGAUUAAUAAUCGGAUAGAGACAAACUACAUUUCUAACCUUUCCAGUAUUUUAUUGAAAAAAAACAGCAUACUGGCACCAUACUUAUUUUGAUUAUUGUUUCUCAGCUGUUUGUACAUGUUGCAGUUUAUAAAUAAAGGUUUAUUAAAAAAAAUAAAAUAUAUAUAUAUAAAAAAUAAAAAAACAAAAAAAUGCCUCUGCGCAUAGCAUAGAUCCAACGAAUCGAUGACUAAAUUAAUCGCCAACUAUUUUUAUAAUCGAUUUUAACCGAUUUAAAGGCCUACUGAAAUGAAUUUUUUUUAUUUAAACGGGGAUAGCAGAUCUAUUCUGUGUCAUACUUGAUCAUUUCGCGAUAUUGCCAUAUUUUUGCUUAAAGGAUUUAGUAUAGAACAACGACGAUAAAGAUCGCAACUUUUGGUAUCUGAUAAAAAAAGGCCUGCCCCUACCGGAAGUAGCGUGACAUAGUCAGUUGAACAUAUACGCAAAGUUCCCUAUUGUUUACAAUGAUGGCCGCAUGAAGUGAGAGAGAUUCGGACCGAGAAAGCGACGAUUUCCCCAUUAAUUUGAGCGAGGAUGAAAUAUUUUUAAAUGAAGAAAGUGCAAGUGAAGGACUAGUGGGGAGUGGAAGAUGCUGUGAGAGCCGGGGGUGACCUGAUAUUCAGCUGGAAAUGACUACAACAGUAAAUAAACACAAGACAUAUAUAUACUCUAUUAGCCACAACACAACCAGGCUUAUAUUUAAUAUGCCACAAAUUAAUCCCGCAUAAAAACACCUAGGUCAGGGGUCGGCAACCUUUACCACUCAAAGAGCCAUUUUGGCAAGUUUCACAAAUUAAAGAAAGUAAUGGGAGCCACAAAACAUUUUUUAAAAGAAAAACACCGCAUACAAAGCUUAAAUGCUUUGUGCUAUGUUAACCAGGGGUCUCCGACACACGCACCGGCACGCACUUUAAUGUGGAAUUUUGAUGUUAGUGCAGCCCGCGAGUUUUGAAUGAAUGGCACUUGAUAGUGUCAUACUUGCCAACCCUCUCAAUUUUCCCGGGAGACUCCCGAAUAUUAGAGCGUAAUGACACUGCAUUUGGCGCCCUCUACAGUCUGCCCUAACAGUGUGCCUGCUCGGCCACACGUAGAAUGCAAUUUCAGCCUGCUCACGUAAGUGACAGCAAGGCGUACUAACUCAGCAGCCACACAUCU